This is a messenger RNA of Triticum turgidum subsp. durum (durum wheat), 660 nucleotides long. Lineage: Eukaryota; Viridiplantae; Streptophyta; Magnoliopsida; Poales; Poaceae. The record is from the annotation of a GenBank genome assembly.
AUGGCCCGGCGGCGGGUCCGGACGUGGGCUGCAGCCGUCGCCACGGGUGUGCUCGUCGUCGUCGUCGCUACUGCUUCUGCUGCGGCGGCGGCGGGGGCCGAGGAGAAGCUGAUGGUGGAAAUGACCCUCGUCCCGGGCGCCGCGUCGACGGGAGCAGUGUGCCUCGACGGGAGCCCGCCGGCGUACCACCUCCACCAGGGCUCCGGCGCCGGCGCUCGCGGCUGGCUGCUCCAGUUCGAGGGCGGCGGUUGGUGCAACGACGCGCGGUCGUGCGCCCAGAGAGCCCGCACUUCACUAGGUUCCAGCAGCCUCAUGAACAAGCUCGACACGUUCUCCGGAUUGCUCAGCAACGAUCCCGCCAUGAACCCUGAUUUUUACAAUUGGAAUCGAGUGAAAAUGCGAUACUGCGAUGGCGGCUCCUUCACAGGCAAUUCAGAGUUCAGAAAUGGUUCUUCAGUCAUCUACAUGAGAGGCCAGAGGAUAUGGGAUGCAAUCAUCACAGAUCUCUUCCAGAAAGGCCUUGCGAAAGCCGAAAAGGUGCUGCUCUCAGGCUGCUCAGCAGGAGGUCUAGCUACAUUCUUCCACUGCGACGACCUCGAGGAGCGUCUCCGAGGCACUGCCAUGGUGAAAUGCAUGAGCGAUGCCAGGGUUUUUCCUUGA